Messenger RNA from Urocitellus parryii (Arctic ground squirrel), 1297 nucleotides. Lineage: Eukaryota; Metazoa; Chordata; Mammalia; Rodentia; Sciuridae. The record is from RefSeq and is a predicted model, not a curated record.
CGCACACAGCUCGGCCGAGCGUCUCAACCUCUGGGGCCGCGAGCGCAGGCGGCGAGGCCACCGCACCUGCAGAACGCUCGAGCUGCGGAGCCGGCACCUCGCCUCUCACCGCCCGAUCCCCUUUCCCCACUCGCUGGGUUGCCCAUGACGCCCACGACUCCCUGUUGGCGACAAUGACCACUUCCCUGCAAGAUGGGCAGAACGCCGCGGGCAGGGCGGCUGCCCGGGACUCGCCGCUGGCCGCCCAGGUGUGUGGCGCUACCCAGGGGAAGGGCGACGCCCACGACCUGGCGCCAGCCCCCUGGCUCCACGCGCGAGCGCUCCUGCCCCCUCCGGACGCGACCCGCGGUUGUGUUGUGGACAGGAGAAAAAAGAAAGAUCUUGAUGUUCUGGAAAUGCCAUCUAUUCCAAACCCUUUUCCUGAGCUGUGCUGUUCUCCAUUUACAUCUGUGUUGUCAUCGGGCCUGUUAUCCAAAGCGAAUUCAAGGAAAAAACAGGUGAUUAAAGUGUACAGUGAAGAUGAAACCAGCAGGGCUUUAGAGGUACCCAGUGACAUAACUGCCCGAGAUGUUUGCCAGCUGUUGAUCCUGAAGAAUCAUUACAUCGAUGACCACAGUUGGACCCUUUUUGAACACCUGCCUCAUAUAGGUCUAGAAAGAACACUAGAAGACCAUGAGCUGGUGAUUGAAGUGCUGUCUAACUGGGGAAUGGAAGAAGAAAAUAAGCUGUACUUUAGAAAAAAUUAUGCCAAAUAUGAAUUCUUUAAAAACCCAAUGAUGUUUCUAAGUUCAAGCACAUAUMCUGAAAUCCAUGGCUUCUUACAUGCGAAAGAACAGGGAAAGAAGUCCUGGAAAAAAAUUUACUUCCUUCUAAGAAGAUCUGGUUUAUAUUUUUCUACUAAAGGAACAUCAAAGUAUGGAUUCUGCUUUAAGCCUAACAAAGCAGGAGGGCCCCGAGACCUGAAAAUGCUCUGUGCAGAAGAAGAGCAGAGUAGGACGUGCUGGGUGACCGCGAUUAGAUUGCUUAAGUAUGGCAUGCAGCUGUACCAGAAUUAUAUGCAUCCGUAUCAAGGCAGAAGUGGCUGCAGUUCUCAGAGUAUAUCACCCAUGGUAGAAGAUGAUGGUGAAAUGUUCCACACCCUAGAUGAUGGCCAUACUAGAUUUACGGAUCUAAUCCAGCUGGUGGAGUUCUAUCAACUCAACAAGGGUGUUCUUCCUUGCAAGUUGAAACAUUAUUGUUCUAGGAUUGCUCUAUAGCUGAACCAGAAGYGAUGUGUUAAACUGUUGAAUAAAAAAGA